GGUGUCUCAUGGCUCUGACUGCACCAGCCAGGCAGGGCUUUCCCGGCAGCUUGUCCCAGGAGAGCCCCCGGGCAGGCACGGCCCUUGUCUGCCGUCCUCGCAGGCUCGGGUCCCGCUGUGGCUCGCCCAGCGCCUUCCCUUCUGGUCCUUGGUACCCUGACAGCACCCUGCAGCCUUUGCCCUUCUUUUUGUUCCCUGCCACCGCGUGCGUCCGCCCGGGUGAACAAAGGCCGAGCACAAGGGGAGCGUCAUCCCCCAGUCAGACUUUGCAUGUCGUGCCUAGUCUCGUUGUGAUGGCAAGACGACUUGAGGAGGUAGGAAUGGAGGUGAUUUUCAAAAAGCAGAGUGAUAUUAGAUAUUCAUGGAACGCUUCCACUGAAAAGAGUGAUUAUGAAGCUGUAGAAGCUCUUAUGUCUAUGAGCUGUAACUGGAAAUCAGACUUCAAGAAAUACGCUGACCUGAGACCAAUAACACCAGCAUCUGAUAUGUCAGAAGAAAAUGAUGACAGCCUGCUUUCCGGUGCAUCAGACUUUCACGCAAUUCCAGCAUUUUGCUUGACUCCACCCUACAGCCCUUCUGAUUUUGAGAUGUCUCAAGUAAUUCAUCCAGCAGCACCAGCGCCAUCUACUGUGCAAUCCAAAUCAUCCACCAAUAUUUCAAAGCCUGUUCCUGUAACACCUUAUAAAGAGACUGAAAAAUCUUCAGUAUCAAGAGUGUUGAAAGCUCAAGCAACAAGUGUCAUUCGCCAUACAGCUGAUGCACAGCUUUGUAAUCACAAAACUUGUCCACUGAGAGCUGCCAGUGUGCUGAAGUAUCAGGAUAGUAUUUUGAAGGAAAAUAACAAAAAACCCAAUGAAACUGCACAAGAAAACUCAUCUGGCGCAACUGUGUCAUUAUAUAGAACAAUAAAUGACAGUAACAACUCACCUGUUGUAGAAGAAAAACCAAGUAUAGCACCACCUCUUAGUCCAGUGCCCCCAAUACAGACUUCAGUCACUAGACCUCAGUCUGUUCCACAGUCAGCACAACAGUCCUCAAUGAUCGUACCCUCGUCUACUGUGCCAGCCCGUGGAGUCCCACCUGUGCCAGUCAUUUGCCAGAUGGUUCCACUUCCUACAAACAACUCUGUUGUGACAACAGUAGUGCCCAACACUCCCUGUAGCCAACAGUCUACAGUUUGCCAGCCUAUGAUGUUCAUGGGAACUCAGGUUCCUAAAGGAACUGUUAUGUUCGUUGUGCCCCAGUCAGUUGUGCAGAAUACAAAGGCUCCAAUUAUUAGUCCAAAUGGUACUAGACUGUCUCCUAUUGCCCCUGCCCCAGGUUUUACACCUCCUGCAGCAAAAGUCACUACACCAGUUGACUCUUCAAGGAUUAGAAGUCACAUUUGCAACUAUCCAGGAUGUGGAAAGACUUACUUCAAAAGUUCGCAUUUGAAAGCCCAUGUGAGAACACACACAGGUGAAAAGCCCUUUAGCUGUAGUUGGAAAGGCUGCGACAGAAGGUUUGCGCGUUCUGAUGAACUGUCUCGGCAUCGUAGAACACACACUGGUGAGAAAAAGUUUGCUUGCCCAAUGUGCGACCGGCGGUUCAUGAGGAGCGACCAUUUAACAAAGCAUGCACGUCGCCACUUGUCAGCUAAGAAGCUACCGAACUGGCAAAUGGAAGUGAGCAAACUAAAUGACAUUGUGCCACCUGCAUCUGCAACUGCACAGUGAAAGAACUCCUCAAGUUACUGGAAGUAACUGUUGUCACUGGUGUGUAUCAGCAGCAAUGUAAAGAAGCUUCCACUCCAAGUCUGUUGCUCUUUAGUGCCAGCUAUUGAAGGUACUGUAACAGAGAGGCAAAGACACUUGUGCUCCGGCACAGGAAGCAUUACUGGAAGACCCAAUGACUAAUAAUGGAAUGUCAGGUUGUGUUUGCACUGGGUGGAGAGAGGAGAGAAAGUGAAGGGUCUAGAGCAGAGGAGCACAGGGAGUUCAGGGUUUUGAAUUUUUAGCAAUUAUUUGCAUAUAGUACAGGUUGGUCAGGUAUAAAUUGCACAGGGAGUUUGAUGUUUGAGACCAACUCAGAUGACAACUUUCAAAACUAUUUUGAGUCUUUGGUAGAACACGGACUAGAGAGAGAGAUCAGUGCAUGGUAUAAACAAUAUAAAAUGCACCUGUUCGAGAUAAUAUAAAGCAAAUAUCCUACUUCUGUCACCUUUCUUUGAUAGGAUAUGUAUUUGAUGUUUUGUAAUCACAUUGGGGUGGCAACUUUGAGGUGGGUUGGGGCUCAGUUUUCUUGAGAUUUAGGCCUGUUAACUCCAGCAUACAGUUUUUUAACACACAGUGUAUGCCAUGUAUGCUAGGUUGACAAUAUUGUCAAACCUGGCUUUUUGUAUGGGGGCUGCCAUAUGGCUAGAGAGAACCAAAAGUAUCUGAAUCCCCAUUAAUGUUGUUUUUGUGAUUCUUUUGAAAGUCUCGUGAUUAUCAUGAUUGGUUAUAUAUAGGCAUCUUAUGAUGCUUUUGCUUUUAAGUUGCUUAUGGGUUUCCUUUAUACCUUUCAACAUUCUAUACCACUGCAUUUUUUAAACAGAUACAGUGCACUUUGUUUUAAAGCAAUGUAACCUUUAAAAUAACUAUGUGGGUUAAGAAAGGAAAAACAGGAAUAUUAGGUUACUUGAUGCUGUUACUCUUUGGCAAUGGUUUCUAUUAGAGAGGAAUGGUCUCUAUGUAAAAAGCUUCUAUUCUAUGCUGUAUUAAGUUUAGGAGUAAUUUGAAGCAUAAAAUAAGGCAGUUAAGUCACCAGCCCUGAUUUAAUACUGUAGAUUUGUGACAGUGCAUCAACUUUCACUAAUUGUAUUUCUAUUUUAUCCUACUAUUCUGAGUACAUAAAUAUAGAAAAGUGAGGAGUUUGAAAAUAGUGUAUUAGAUACGCUCUUUUGUGACUACUUUAAAGAUUUGCACAAUUUCUUAUGUUGUACUUUAUACCUUGUUUACAAUAAAGAACAAUUUUCUUUAAUAA
Alligator mississippiensis (American alligator) is the source of this 3003-nucleotide messenger RNA. It is a transcript of the gene KLF10, whose product is annotated as KLF transcription factor 10. The coding region runs from base 9 to 1715 and encodes 568 amino acids. The record is from RefSeq and is a predicted model, not a curated record. Gene Ontology annotation, biological process: regulation of transcription by RNA polymerase II. The transcript is spliced from 4 exons. Lineage: Eukaryota; Metazoa; Chordata; Crocodylia; Alligatoridae. Gene Ontology annotation, molecular function: DNA-binding transcription factor activity, RNA polymerase II-specific; RNA polymerase II cis-regulatory region sequence-specific DNA binding.